Messenger RNA from Aethina tumida (small hive beetle), 4603 nucleotides. Its product is annotated as zonadhesin. The transcript has 3 exons. The record is from RefSeq and is a predicted model, not a curated record. Lineage: Eukaryota; Metazoa; Arthropoda; Insecta; Coleoptera; Nitidulidae. Gene Ontology annotation, molecular function: chitin binding. The coding region runs from base 1 to 4539 and encodes 1512 amino acids. Gene Ontology annotation, cellular component: extracellular region.
AUGAAGAGUUUCAUAUUUCUAGUCCACUUUGGACUAUAUGGAAUUGUUAUCUGUGCCCCUUCAAUUGUCAAUGAGUGUUCUGUGAAAUCAACCCAAUGUCCGAAUCCAGAUGGGCCAGACUCUGUUUACAUACCUCUUGAGGAUUGUACAAAAUUUUGCCAAUGCAGCAACGGCGAAGCAAUUCUUCACAGCUGCCCAAAGGGUUUUCACUUCAACCCUACUUUAAAUGUAUGCGAUUGGCCCCAGAAUGCCGGCUGUGAACAACCUGAAAACCCAACUACUAGCAUUCCAACUAUCACUUCAUCCACUGGAACAACAUCAAACGCAGAUAAAUGUGCUAACAUUCUAGAAUGUGAUCCAGAAUGUGGAACUAAUAAAACAGUAGUUUUACUGGAUAACUGUUCAGAGGCUUGUGAAUGCUCCGAUGGUGUGGUAAGUCUAAUAACUUGUUCCGAAGGAUUGCAUUACAAUAUUAAAGAGGCAAAAUGCGACUGGCCAGAACUGGCACACUGUGAACCCACUACAACUACAAGUAUUCCUUCUACAACAACGCUAGUCCCUGUAACAACACCAGCUGGAGACAAGUGCACAGAUAUAUUAGAAUGUGAUCAAGGAUGUGGUUCUAAUAAAACUAUAGUAUUGUUGGAUAAUUGUUCGGAAGCAUGUGAAUGUUCUGAUGGUGUGCUGAACUUAAUAACUUGUUCCGAAGGUUUACAUUACAAUAUUAAAGAAGCAAAAUGUGACUGGCCAGAACUUGCAAACUGUGAACCCACUACAACCACCAGUACCCUAUCUACUACAACUCCAGUUCCUGUAACAACACCAGGUGGAGACAAAUGUUCUAAUGUAUUGGAAUGUAAUCCAAAUUGUGGAACUAACAAAACUGUAAUUUUACUGGAUAGCUGUUCAGAGGCUUGUGAAUGUUCUGAUGGUGUGUUGAACUUAAUAACUUGUUCCGAAGGAUUACAUUAUAAUAUUAAGGAGAAAAAAUGCGACUGGCCGGAAAAUGCAAACUGUGAAAUUAUUAAAACCACAACUCCCCUUCCUGUAACAUCACCAGACGAGGACAAAUGCUCUAAUGUAUUAGAAUGUGAUCCAGAAUGUGGUACUAACAAAACUGUAGUAUUAUUAGAUGAUUGUUCGGAGGCUUGUGAAUGUUCUGAUGGUGUGCUGAACCUAAUAACUUGUUCCGAAGGUUUACAUUACAAUAUUAAAGAAGCAAAAUGUGACUGGCCAGAACUUGCAAACUGUGAACCCACUACAACCACCAGUACCCUAUCUACUACAACUCCAGUUCCUGUAACAACACCAGGUGGAGACAAAUGUUCUAAUGUAUUGGAAUGUAAUCCAAAUUGUGGAACUAACAAAACUGUAAUUUUACUGGAUAGCUGUUCAGAGGCUUGUGAAUGUUCUGAUGGUGUGUUGAACUUAAUAACUUGUUCCGAAGGAUUACAUUAUAAUAUUAAGGAGAAAAAAUGCGACUGGCCGGAAAAUGCAAACUGUGAAAUUAUUAAAACCACAACUCCCCUUCCUGUAACAUCACCAGACGAGGACAAAUGCUCUAAUGUAUUAGAAUGUGAUCCAGAAUGUGGUACUAACAAAACUGUAGUAUUAUUAGAUGAUUGUUCGGAGGCUUGUGAAUGUUCUGAUGGUGUGCUGAACCUAAUAACUUGUUCCGAAGGUUUACAUUACAAUAUUAAAGAAGCAAAAUGUGACUGGCCAGAACUUGCAAACUGUGAAUCCACUACAACCACCAGUACCCUAUCUACUACAACUCCAGUUCCUGUAACAACACCAGGUGGAGACAAAUGUUCUAAUGUAUUGGAAUGUAAUCCAAAUUGUGGAACUAACAAAACUGUAAUUUUACUGGAUAGCUGUUCAGAGGCUUGUGAAUGUUCUGAUGGUGUGCUGAACUUAAUAACUUGUUCCGAAGGAUUACAUUAUAAUAUUAAGGAGAAAAAAUGCGACUGGCCGGAAAAUGCAAACUGUGAAAUUAUUAAAACCACAACUCCCCUUCCUGUAACAUCACCGGACGAGGACAAAUGCUCUAAUGUAUUAGAAUGUGAUCCAGAAUGUGGUACUAACAAAACUGUAGUAUUAUUAGAUGAUUGUUCGGAGGCUUGUGAAUGUUCUGAUGGUGUGCUGAACCUAAUAACUUGUUCCGAAGGUUUACAUUACAAUAUUAAAGAAGCAAAAUGUGACUGGCCAGAACUUGCAAACUGUGAACCCACUACAACCACCAGUACUCCAUCUACUACAACUACAGUCCCUGCAACAACACCAAGUGAUGACAAAUGCUCUAAUAUAUUAGAAUGUGAUCCAGAAUGUGGAACCAAUAAAACUGUAGUUCUAUUGGAUAAUUGUUCAGAGGCUUGUGAAUGUUCAGGUGGUAUUUUAAGUCUUAUAACUUGUUCCAACGGCUUGCAUUAUAAUGUUGAGGAGAAAAAAUGUGACUGGCCAGAACAGGCAAAUUGUGAACCAAAUAAAAUUACCACCACACCCUCUACCAAUCCCACAACUCUUAAACCUGUAAAUGAAUGCUCUUCAAAAUCUUCUCAGUGUCCGUUUCCAGAUGGACCUGAUUCUGUCUAUAUACCUUUGGAUGACUGUACGAAAUUCUGCCAAUGUAGCAACGGUCAAGCAAUCCUCCAUAGAUGCCCAGGGGGUCUUCACUUCAACCCAGUUUUGAAUGUCUGCGAUUGGCCUAAGGAUGCUGGAUGUGACCAACAAGUUAAAACAACUACCAGUACUUCUUCUACUACAACUACCAAUGCUCCUAAUACUACUUCUGUUACCGCAACUACCAGUAUAAACUCCACUAGUGCAACUCCUUCAAAAGUUGUUUGCUUAGGACGGGAAAAAUAUUGCCCCGCUGUUGAUGAUGAAUUUUCUGUUUACAUUCCAUUGCCUGAUUGCACCAAAUUUUGCGAGUGUUCAAACGGUACUCCUUAUGAAUUCGACUGCCCUUCAAACCUUCAUUUUAAUCCAGACUUGAACGUUUGUGAUUAUCCCGAACGUGCCGGUUGUACAGGAUUAGGAAUAUUCCACUUCAGUUUUUGUGAUUGUCAAGUAAAUCGAGAAGCUGCAAUGAACAUACCAAUCAUCAUACUUUUAGGAUACCUCGGCAUUCUUGAAGCAGCGACCCUGGGAAGAGAUCAUUCCGAAUGUUAUUCUGUAGACCAGCUAUGUCCACUUAUUGACCGUGAUAAACCUUUUUAUAUCACAUUACCGGAUUCCACAAAAUACUGUUUAUGUUCACAUGGAUAUCCACAACUUUACAUUUGUCCAAACGAUUUGCAUUUUAAUCCGGAAACUGCAUUAUGUGAGUUACCUGAAAAUACUCAAUAUUCCCAUAAAUUUAAAGAUGUACUCAUGAAACAUCACAAACACAAGGAAAGUAAAGAAAGCGAUAGCAAAGAAAGCGACAGCGACAGUCACAAUCACAACAAUGAACAUAACAGUAACAGUAAAGAAAACCACCACAAAGGAAGCCAUAGUAAAGAAAACGACAGCGACAGUCACAAUCACAACCAUGAUCAUAACAGCAAGAGUAAAGAAAACCAUCACCACAAAGGGAGUCAUAGUAAAGAAAGCGAUAGCGACAGUAAAGAAAGCGACAGCGGCAGUCAUAAUCACAGCCAUGAACAUAACAGUAACAGUAAAGAACAUCAUCACAAAGGGAGCCAUAGUAAAGAAAGCGACAGCGACAGUCAAGAAAGUGAUAGCAGCAGCAUGGAAAAUCAAAGCUCAGAAAGCAGCAGUGAUAGUAAUGAAAGCGAUAGUGACAGCAAUACCAGUAAAGAUAGCGAUAGCAGUGCUAGCAGCAGUUCAGAAAGCGGGAGUGAUAGUAAUGACAGCGAAAACUCCAAUGAGAAUAACGAAAGUAAGGAAACUACAUCAACUCUAGACCCAGUCACUACUUCGAAACCAGCGAGUACCUCUCAAAACACUGAAUCCACUGUACCUUCAACUGCAAAACCUAUAACAACUCAAACACCAACAAGUAGUACGCAAAAAACUAUUACUCCUACAGAAAAACCCUUAACCACUUCGAAACCAGUGACCACCUCUCAAAAUCCAGAAACAACUUCAGCAAUUACUACUACUCAAAAACCCGUAACCAGUUCGAAAUCACCGACUACCUCUCAAAACACUGAAACUUCAGCACCAGGAACUACUUCAGGACCAGUCCCAAGUUCACCCGUCACAUCUCAGCCCCCGAUAACGACCAAACAACCUAAUCCUACCUCCUUACCUGACAAAACAACCACCAACAUUCCAACAACACCACAAAGAACCACAACAGUUCAGCCAGAAGAUGAAUGUUUUGGAAAAUCUUUCCAAUGUCCAAAUCCUGACGGACCAGACUCCGUGUAUAUUCCUCUUGAAGAUUGCACCAAAUUCUGCCAAUGUAGUAACGGCAUCGCAAUUCUACACAAAUGUCCAGAAGGUCUUCACUUUAACCCUGUUUUAAAUGUUUGCGAUUGGUCUCAAGAUGCUGGCUGCCAAAAAUCUGACGUUAUUUAUGUUAUAAAUUAAAAGUGAAUAUAUUCAUAUGUAAAUUUGUAUGGCUCAAAUAAAUAUGAUGCGUUUAUGAAUUUUA